This is a messenger RNA of Rhineura floridana, 1394 nucleotides long. RefSeq names its product serine rich and transmembrane domain containing 1 (gene SERTM1). The coding region runs from base 489 to 812 and encodes 107 amino acids. The record is from RefSeq and is a predicted model, not a curated record. The transcript is spliced from 3 exons. Gene Ontology annotation, cellular component: intracellular membrane-bounded organelle. NCBI's taxonomy places the organism in Eukaryota, Metazoa, Chordata, Lepidosauria, Squamata, Rhineuridae.
GCUCGCCCCUCCCAGGCAAGGGCUAGCCGCUCUGCCACGCCCCUCCGGCUCUUGUCAGCUGCUGCCUUCGGAGCGUGUUGCUGAGCGGGUGGCGCUUCUGGAGUAGGAGGGAAGAGAACGGAUCUGCUCCGGGUAGUUCUCUCUCGGCGUUAGUCUUCUUCGGAGAAAACGAGACGAAAUCCCGCCCGCGCAGGCCAUUCCCUUACUUCGAUGCUCAAUUUGCCUGCAUGAUUUAUCACUGUAAUAGAAGAUGCCUGCAUGGAUCGGAUCACAGUUAUCUUGCGACUUGUUGAGUGGGCACUGGUACUAUACAUACAUUUAAAAAAAUUAAUGCAAUGCUGGUCACACAGCACCAGAUUACAGUUUAAUUCUGACCUAAGAAGUAAAGGAUAACUGUCAUCACAGGGUGGCUCAGUAUGCCGACUCUUUUAUGGAAGGUUGUCUUUGCAUAUUAGGCCUCUUCUUUUUAUUUUACAACACACACAAAAAUGUCGGAACUCAACCCUACAUCUGGAUUAAUAGAAAAUAUGGAAAAUGGAACUUUUCUGGAGCUGUAUCCAACCUCUCUCUCAACAUCCAUGGAUUCCUCUUCCGGACACAUGUCUAAUGUCUACGUCUAUGUCUCAAUAUUCCUCAGCCUCUUGGCAUUUCUUCUUUUGCUAUUAAUCAUUGCGCUUCAGAGGCUGAAGAACAUAAUCUCCUCCAGUUCUUCCUACCCAGAAUACACCAGUGAUGCUGGGAGUUCCUUCACUAACUUAGAAGUUUGUAGUAUUUCUUCCCAGGGGUCUGCUUUUUCAACCCUUUCCUCAUGAAAAUAAAUGAAAGGGAAUACAUUGGGGAUGGAACAACUUUGUUUAACUCUUGGGGGGAAGUUAUGCAUGCAAGAUUUUCUUUGGAGGACUAUUAGUCAUAAAAGAGGCUCACUUUGAUUUUUCUUUCUCUUUUUAGUCUAUAUUUCUCCUCUUUAUUAAUGAUAUUUUUCAUCUCUGAGCAGAGAAAUUGACUAUGGCCUCCUGCCUGACCAUAGCUUCCUGCUUGUAUUAGUUUUGUAGCCUUAUAGCAUUUGCCCAAGCCACUGAAAGUGGGUAUUUAAACUGAUCAAUGGGGAUAUCCUGCUUACCUGGAUUUGUCACCUAUGGUUUUCUGUACUCAGAGCUUUAGGGCUUUAAAUUGCCUUCCUCAGAAACACCAUGAUAUUACACAAACUAGAUUCCUUGGUUCAUUGAAAGUUACUUUGUCUCACCAUGAAAAGAAUUCAUUGUACCGUAGUUCUAGAGUUUAAAACAAUUUCAAGAAAACACAGCUGAUAUACAUUUUAGUUCAAAAUUGUUUUGCUGAGAUUUGCUUGUAUGUUUUCCUGUAUACACUCACCUGUGUUGUCUGAAAUGCUUGUU